This is a messenger RNA of Lethenteron reissneri (Far Eastern brook lamprey), 1624 nucleotides long. RefSeq names its product E3 ubiquitin/ISG15 ligase TRIM25-like. Gene Ontology annotation, molecular function: zinc ion binding; protein binding. The record is from RefSeq and is a predicted model, not a curated record. Lineage: Eukaryota; Metazoa; Chordata; Hyperoartia; Petromyzontiformes; Petromyzontidae.
GAAGCAAUGGGUCACGGCGAACGCGAUACUCAAUGAGAGCGUGGAUAGUGAGCUGCGCUGCACCAUCUGCCUGGGCACGUUCGUCUGCCCCUCCACGCUGAGCUGCGGACACUCGUUCUGCCUGCGGUGUCUGGAUGCCGCCUGGGAGACGGCGAGCAGCUUCAGCUGCCCGCAGUGCCGAGCGACCUUCCCUGUGCGACCCAAGCUGAGCAGGAACGUGGCCCUCGGCAACCUGGCAGAGCAGCUCAGAGUUGAAGACGGGAUGGCCACGGCCGUCGUGUGUGACCACUGCAGGGACGGCCAGAUUCCUGCAGUGAAGACCUGUCUGAGAUGUGAGACAUCGUACUGUGCGACCCAUUUGAUGCUUCAUAUAGAGAAUCCCAGGCUGAGUGACCACGUCCUGGUGGCUCCCAUCGCGAACCUGGAGGAGCGACGGUGCCGGGAGCACAGAGAGGAGCUGAAGUACUUCUGUGAACAGGAUAAGAUCCCGGUCUGCACAGGCUGCACCAUCACUGGAGACCACUCCGGGCACAGAGUCAUCACAGUGGAAAAAGUGCAACAGACAAGACAGCAGGAGCUCAGAGUCAAGAAGGAGGGGAGAGAGGGGAAGAGGAACACAGCGGUUUCACAGACACGGACACUCAGGGACGACUACCGGCGUGUGGAGGAGUCUCUGCGUGGGACCAAGGCACGGAUCAGCCGAGAGUUUGAGUGCCGGAGGGAGCAGCUGAUGGAGGAGGAGAGGGAGGCGCUGGAGCGCGUGGACGAGGAGGGCCGCUCCGUGCUGUCCCGCAUCCAGGCGGACAUCGCUCACUACGAGAGCACAGCACGCGGCCUGGAGCAGGAGAUCAACCAGCUGCUCGCCGCCCUCGCCGUGCAGGACCCGCUCUCCUUCCUGCAGGAUCCUCUGCAUGAGAGUCUCAGGAGGAGCUCUGUCUCCCAGGAGACUCAGGAUGACCCAGACCCCGUCUCCCACGGUCUGAACCUCGCAAAAGUCAUCUCAGUGGGCGGCGUCCAAACCAAACUUCUGGCUUUUCUCGAUGGACGCUCACCGACUCUGGACACAAAUUCAGCCCACGACGACCUCCAGAUUUCCUCGGAUCUCAGGACGGUGACGCUGAGCGGUGUCCCCCAGGGUCGCCCCCAUCACCCACACCGCUUUGAGUACCGGCCACAAGCCCUGUGCUCUGAGAGCUUCUCGUCGGCUCAGCACUACUGGGAGGUGGACGUGGGGAGCGCGGGGCUGUGUCGGGUUGGAGUCGCGUACGGGACGAUCCCACGGAGAGGGACUGGUGCUGAGUGCUGCCUGGGAGGGAGCGACGUCUCCUGGUGUCUACGGAAAAAUGGCGACAGCUUCUCAGUGUGGCAUGGCGGGGUAGAGACGUCACUGUCGGUGCCGCAGCCUCCGCGGAGAGUCGGGGUCCACCUGGACUGGGACGCGGGGCUGCUGUCGUUUUACAGCGCCGACUCCAUGGCGCCGUUGCACUCGUUUAAUAAAACUUUCACUCAGCCCCUACAUCCUGGGCUGGCAGUGUGGAAUGAUGAUGACUCAGUGAGGAUUGUGGAUCUGAGUGGUGCGUCCUGAGAGAGGUGAACAUGAACAGCGCAGAGGGCAGACGCUACG